Molecule: messenger RNA, 2250 nt
Organism: Magnolia sinica
Lineage: Eukaryota; Viridiplantae; Streptophyta; Magnoliopsida; Magnoliales; Magnoliaceae
Exons: 2
Coding region: 394-1056 (220 amino acids)
Source: RefSeq, a predicted model, not a curated record
AAUAUGCCCGUUGCAGAUUUCAUGCGUUUUCCCACCAUCUCGAAUACCUCCAUUUUUCUCCCAACAAAAGAACUCGAAAGAAGCGAAAAAAAAAUAAAAAUUCAAGCGUACAUCUCUCCUGUUACUGAAAAUUUUCUCUCCUGUUUUGGGUUUUUGGCAAUCUUCCAACAAUUACAUUUCUCUUCCAGAAAUUCACAAUCGCAAACUGCAAAUUUUUCCACACAUCAAGAUCCAUUAAAAAAAAAAAAAAACUCACAUUUCGUUUCUCAUUUCUUUCUACAAUUUCAUUUCUCUUCGAGAAAUUCACAGUCACACCCACAGUUCUUAUCACAUCGAUCAAAAUAUUCAAAACCCAAAUCUUAAUUUGCAUUUUCUUCUGCAAAUUUUACCUUAAUGGAGGAUUUGAGAGAUGCCCACAUCGUUGAAAUCCCCAUCGACGAAGAAUGCCAAAAGCGGAAGCUCUCCGCGGUUGGUAGUCUUUCUCUAAUCCAACAGCACCCGUUAAUGGAAAUCUCUGAAAGCCCCGGCCAUCUCUUGCUUCUCAAGCUAUGGCAAAGAGAAGAAGAUCUCUUUAGCCAUCGGAUCGCCCUCAAAGAAACGCGAUUGGAUGCCAUCAAGCAUGAAGUCUUCCAGCUGUGUUCCUUCUUUUUCGUCUUCAACGCCUUCUUCCUGACCCUUUUAUUUACCUCUUCAAUUCACUCACAAGAUCGUACCUGCCGGAAAUGGUGGGUCCCAUCUUUUCUAUCAGUGUCCACUUCAAUCGCUAUAAUCUGUUUUGUUCAGUUGAAGAUUUUCAGGUACAUGAAGGUCUCGAAACAGUUGCAGGCGGCCAGGAGUGAUAAUCGGGCGCUGGUCAGAUGCAUUCAAGAGCUGAGAAUGAAGGGGGCCAUCUUCGAUCUGUCGAAGGAGCGGCAGAGCGUGAAGAGGAUGAAAAGCUCGAGUGUAGAGAUUAAAUGGAAGCCGUUGAAAUGGUGUUCUCAGAAUCUUGUUGGCAUCUGCCUAGUUUGCUUUACUGGUAUGGUUUUUCCAGCUUCCAGAUUCAUACUCUGCGGUUGAUGCUCUUGGGUGUUCAAGAUUGAUCCACUGUUAGAUCAUUGCUGGUAACUGAGAUCUUCUGAUCAUCGGCUUCAGUGUAGGAGUGUAAGAAUAGUGUUGUUCCAACUGAUGUUGCCAAUGCUUAUUCUUCUUUCAUAAACAAGUUAUUUUCUCCCUGAAAAUAUGUUGAGUGUUCUUCAUCAGCUGGAUCCAUCCUUUUCCGUAAACAAGAAAUGGGCCCCACCUUGAGGUCCAUGCCUUUUCCUAUUGAAGUCUGCAUUUUAAGUGCUGAUUUCAGGUUGUUUGAAUACAUCCUGACGUAUUGCAAUAAGACAUGUUAGGACUCUUUAUGGUCGGGUUUUUUUUUUUUUUUCCAAUUACCCAAACUGUUUCAUUUGAUAUGGCUCCCCUUCGACAGGAGUGCUUGAAAAGUUCACGGCUUAAUUCAACCAUUGGAUUAAUUUUUAUUAUUCAAAAGGUUGAAAUAAUCCAAUUGAGAUCAUUUCUUUGGUGACUUUCCACCAUACAAAGUAAGACUCAUCAUAUAAACAGCUUGGAUUAAUGGAAGAUGACCCAUAUUCAAAGGGCGCUUCUCUUUGUAUGGAUACAUGACGGUUUGGUCUCUCCCUUGUUGUAGGUACCUACUCUAACCUUCUCAAUGAAGAUGUGGUAUAUGUAUCGCUCUUCGAUCACCUCCAGUUAUGCUGCUUGGUGGGAGGGGAUUUGGAUAGGCUUGAAAGGUUCGCUCCUACCCCUUGUUUCAAGCUCUGUGGAAAGAUGGUGCAUAUGAGCAGACGCGUCAUGUGUGGUUCUAUGGUGCCUUCUCUGAGGUUUGUCUAAUGUGCAUGGAAGUGAUGAUUCAUAAUGUUUGUCUAAUGUGCAUGGAAAGUGAUCGAUCAUCUUAUUCAUUGCCAGUAGGUUCAAUAGUUAUGGAAUGGUUUCCUUAAGAGGGCGAUGGCAAUCUUAGUAGGCGGUCUCUUUAUAGUGAGUUUGCUGGCUGCCCUUUGGGCAAGGGGGAGAGGAAUGGAAGAUGCUUUCAAAUGAGAAUCACAUGGUGGAGCAGAUCUCUAGUAGGGCGAAAUUUUAUGCAAGUGAAAUAAGCCUCUUGUAAUUUUAUUUACAAUCUGUCUUGCAAGAUUGUAAUUUUCCUUUCUUUGAGCCAUGUAGCUUUUGCACCAUCUCAGUGCUUUUUCAAAAAGAAAAAUCAUUUUCUAA